Conger conger (European conger) is the source of this 1499-nucleotide messenger RNA. Its product is annotated as non-histone chromosomal protein HMG-14-like. The coding region runs from base 205 to 516 and encodes 103 amino acids. The transcript has 6 exons. NCBI's taxonomy places the organism in Eukaryota, Metazoa, Chordata, Actinopteri, Anguilliformes, Congridae. Gene Ontology annotation, molecular function: nucleosomal DNA binding. Gene Ontology annotation, cellular component: chromatin; nucleus. The record is from RefSeq and is a predicted model, not a curated record.
GGGAGAGAGAGGGAGGAGGGGGAGAAUCCAAUCCGGUUUUAGCUAGUUUCUGUUCUGAUGGAACAUUUAUGCUAGCUACACUGUGUAACAAGGUGCUGUUUGAAUCUCACUGAGCACACGGUGCACAGCAAAAUUUUGGUCUCUCCGCUACAGAGCUGUUUUUCUCCAUUUUGUUAAAAAGAACAAAACAAAAGAAAACCAACCAUGCCGAAAAGACCCAUACCCACUGAACCUGAACCUGAGCCCAAAAGAAGAUCUGCACGAUUGCAGGAACACAAGCCAGCAGAGCCCAAGCCAAAGAAGGCACCUGCGAAACCUAAGAAGUUCAAGGAACCGGAGAAGCCCAAGCCCGUGGAGGAGGUGGAGCAGAAGAAGGAGGAGGAAGAGGAGGACGUGCCCGCAGAAAACGGAGAGGCCAAAGCUGAGGAGGAGGCGCCCGCACCAGAGGAGCCCGAACAGAAAGAGGAGGAGGAAGAAGAGGAGGAGGAGGAGGAAGAGGAGCCCGCAGCAGAAUAACAUCCUCACCACAUCUUUUACCAGUGCUCUCCCGUACCUCUUUUCUUGUACAAUUCAGAGGAAUAUUUUUAUCAACUAUUUUCUAAAAGCAGGUUUUUUAGUAGUUUGAUUGUAGAAACGCAUUUUUUUAAAAAACGACAAAAAUGACAUGCACACGCUCACACAUCUGGAGAGGGAUCUCGCCUCAUCUGUGCAUCUCUGGACGGAAAGAUAUGGUCAUCAGAUUGGUCAGCGGUUUCGGUUUUCAUGUGUGGGGGAGGGGAGGUUGCAGCCUUUGAAAACAUGUAAUCGUGUCGUUUUCAGGAAACUGUUGUACAACUGGGAGAUCUUGCCUGAGUGACUAACAUUCCAUAGGCUGUAUAAGGGACAGUAUAUGUAACCUGUAUCGUAUGGGGCGGGAGGGAAGGGGGGAUUACUCAAGUGGGUUAUGCAUUGUUUUAUUGUUCAUAAUGAUUAAAAAAAAAAAAAAAAAAAAAGGUUUUAGAAUGUUUGUAAGCUGUGCUCUAUAAAUGUUAACUCUUACUCAUGCAGUUUUUCAGAAUCUGCAAACUCAGUAAUAAACCUGUUCCCUAGUAAUGGAGUUCUCUAAGGCCUGUACAUUGCCUGUAUUGGUUUUGUCUCAUUGUUUGGUGAUAGCAUUGCAAUAACAUUGUAUAGCUGCUGUGAAAAAGGAUUUUCAGACUUCUAUAUGCAGUAUGUAUUGGUACGUUGAGGAUGAUGAAACAGAAUAUUCCUGUGUUCUUAGCGAAGCUAAUGACAUGGCAUGCAUUACAGUGUUAAACAUACUGGUUAUAACUGUUCAUUGAAAAGGACACUGAAGCUAAUGACUGUACUUUCACUGAAUCUGUCAAGUGAACAAACCAGCAGCAGCAAUAUUUACCCAUGUGGUUUUUAGGUAACAAGUACAAGUGUACAGUUUUUUUCUUUGUAGCUGUAUCUGUGUAUUGAUUGGUAUAAACAAACCAAUAAAGUGUUGGUUGUAA